GCACCUGUAUAGAAACUUCCCAUAGAAAUAUCUCCAUCUCUACUUCUUCCCAUUGUUGAUUUGUCCGCUAUAAAUACGAUUAUUACGAGGAGAAACAGGUACCAGACGUAGAGGAGGAGACAAAGAAGGCUACUGCUGCUGCUGCUUCUGCCUCCUUUUGUCCGCUUCUCUUCCUCUUCGCCUUCCUCAUCAUUCACCCGUCCCCUUUUUGCUCGAUAAAGUAGCGGAGGAAGGAGUGGCGGGCAGAUAAAGGAGCCAUGGGAAGGGUUCCCUGCUCCGCCCUCCUUCUUGUGCUUGCGGUGGCGGCCUCCUGCCUCUGGGGAGCGAAGCAAGCGUCGGGCGACAGCGGGAAGGACAUGCUCGACGUCUCCAAGCUCGAGAGGUUCGUCGACGAGCUCCCCGACAUGCCCCGGCUGCAGGGAUACGGCGUCAAGGAUGACCUUUUGCUCCCCGGCAACCUCACCGUCGGCAUGUACGAGAAGUUCUGGAAAUUCCACCGCGACCUGCCGCCCACACGCGUCUUCGCUUACGGGCUUAGCCAGGACUCGGCGACGGUGCCGGGCCCCACGAUCGAGGCCAUCCGAGGCGUCCCCACCCACGUGACGUGGACAAACCACCUCCCUCUUCGCCACAUCCUCCCGUGGGACCCCACCAUCCCCACCGCCAGGUCCAGCUCCGGCGGCGUCCCCACCGUCGUCCAUCUCCACGGCGGCGUCCAACCCCCCGCCUCCGACGGCAGCGCUAUCGCCUGGUUCACCGCCGACUUCGCCGCCGUCGGCCCCGCCUUUGCUGGCUCCUCUCUCGUCUACUUCAACCGGCAGCCACCCGGCUGCCUCUGGUACCAUGAUCAUGCCAUGGGGCUCACCCGCGCCAACCUCCUCGCCGGCCUCUUCGGCGUUUACACCAUCCGUUCGCCGGAGCUCGAGCGGCCCCUCGGCCUCCCCUACGGCCCCACCUUCGAUCGCUCCCUCGUCCUCUUCGACCGCGCCUUCCGCACCGACGGCUCCAUCUACAUGAACACCACCGGAAACAACCCCAGUAUCCACCCGCAGUGGCAGCCCGAGUACUUCGGCACCGCCAUCAUCGUCAAUGGCAAGGCCUGGCCCUUCCUCCGCGUCAGCCGCCGGCGGUACCGCUUCCGCAUCAUCAACUCCAGCAACGCCCGCUUCUUCCGCCUCUUCUUCUCCAGCGACUCCGGCCUCCGCUUUCUCCACCUCGGUUCCGACGCCAACUACCUCCCCCGCCCCGUCCACUCCCGCAAGUUCCUCCUUGCGCCGUCGGAGAUUGCCGACGUGAUCAUCGACUUCUCGGAGGCCUCAGCCAGCGCCGUCGUCCUUACCAACGACGCGCCAUACCCGUACCCCUCGGGCGACCCCACGGACGAGCUCAACGGAAAGGUGAUGAGGUUCGUGAUCGCGCCCGAGAGGGAGGACGACCCGUCGCGCGUGCCGAGGCGGCUGCUGACGCUGCCGCGGCCAUCGGUGCACCGGGCGGCUGCGACGAGGUACAUCGCCAUGUACGAAUACGAGACGGCCAGCGGGGAGCCGACGCACCUGUACCUGAACGGGAAGCCGUUCGAGGCGCCGGCAACGGAGACGCCCAAGGCUGGGACCAGCGAGGUAUGGGAGGUGAUCAACCUGACGGAGGACAACCACCCGCUGCACAUCCACCUGGCGUCGUUCGUGGUGCUGGAGCAGAGGGAGCUGGUGGAGCUGGAGGAGUUCAAGGCGUGCAUGCAUAAGGCGAACGACGCAGCGGCCUGCAAGGUGGAGGAGCACCUCAAGGGGGGGAGGCGGCGGCGCGUCCCCCGGUACGAGCAGGGGUGGAAGAACGUGUUCAAGAUGAGGCCGGGAGUAGCGACGCGGAUCCUGGUGCGCUUCGCCCCACUCGACGGUGGCACCUACGCUUUCGACGUCACAGCCGAGCCCGGAUACGUCUACCACUGCCACAUAUUGGAUCAUGAAGACAAUGUGAUGAUGAGGCCUUUAAAGCUUGUUUACUGAUGAGGCAGCAGAAGGAAGCUGGUGGAGCAAUGAAGGAAGCAAGUGGCAUCUGAAAUACUAAUGUUUACUUGACAAUAGCUUCUGUGUUGGGACUAAAACUAGUCUGGCUGAAGUUGUUUAAAGGCCUUUUUUGUUCCUCAAGCGUUUUAAAGGUUCUCUUUCAUGGA
Messenger RNA from Musa acuminata AAA Group (dessert banana), 2170 nucleotides. Its product is annotated as multicopper oxidase LPR1. NCBI's taxonomy places the organism in Eukaryota, Viridiplantae, Streptophyta, Magnoliopsida, Zingiberales, Musaceae. Gene Ontology annotation, molecular function: copper ion binding; oxidoreductase activity. The record is from RefSeq and is a predicted model, not a curated record. The transcript has 3 exons. The coding region runs from base 258 to 2003 and encodes 581 amino acids.